ACAGCUCCUGUCUCUAGAAAUCAGUGAGUCUGGGCUACUUGGAGCAAACAUGGCAGGGGAUAUUGUAGUAGGGAUGCUCUAUAACUUACUGCUGCCGCUUAUUCUACUAACAGCUAUAGCCUUUCGCUACAAUGGUCUCUCUGUGGUGUAUCUUCUCUUUUUGCUGUCUUUACCAUUGCUGCCCAGCCCUACACUGACCACCAUGAAGGGAAAUACAGGCAGGCUUCUCCUAAUUGUUUGUUCCACAAGUGUAAUGUUUUUGGCCCUACAGUGUGGACUACAGAUCACAUACGCAUAUGUCCCUAAAGAGAGUAAUGGACCCUGGGAAAACAUCUUCUAUCAUCUUGGUAUUGUGAGAUUUAGUGAUGUUGACACUUGGAACAUACUGCGUCUCUUGAUGCCGGAUUUUGGCUUGUUCCUGUCGACCUUCUUUAUCUGGCGUUUGUGUAACAAGCUACUGCGACCACCACCUAUUAAUGACCAUGAGCCCAGCAUUCAGCUCUCUGACACUGAGGAUGAUGAAGCCUCUGACCCAGAGUAUGAGGAGGAGAGUGACAGGUCAUGUUCAGACAGUUCUGAAGAGAGCAAAUCAGCCCCAGUGACUCCCCCUCAAUUUGUGCAGAAGCUUAUUGUCUUUGCAGCUGGUCUAAGACUGCUCCUCUCUACUGUCACAAAUACUGCUGGAAAAGUAGUGGUGACCGUACUGCUGGGGAUAGCAGGUAUAGCUCUACCUUCGCUCACAUCAGCCUUGUAUUUUGGGGCAUUCCUGAGUCUUGUGUGGUGUUGGGUGUUGGGUUAUUCUAUUGAUCUGCUGCUUUUUAGCGCAUUGUGUUUAAUGAUGACUAUAUUUAGUGGCGGACACAUCCUGAUCCUUUACCUCUAUCAGCUGCCUCUGUUCCAGCAGCUGGUACCUCCUCAGGACCUUUAUGCCAGGCUAUUUGGAAUGACUGCAUUCAUCCACACAAAUGCAUCAGAACCAUACCGUCUUGGCCUGCAGGCAGAUGUGAGUUGGCCUAUGAUAAUAAACCCACUGGUAUUAUUGGUGCUGUACUACACAAUGGUGGCUCUUCUCCAAAAAUGGACUUCCACAACUCAAGAGGAUGACCGAGGAGAGAUUAUGAGUCCUGCAACAGGAUUACACAUUCCACCCAGUUUCUCAAAGAUAGUGGAUGGCAAUGACUUCUUGCCUGAAAGGACAGAGCCAGUCCUCAUGAUGUUAAACAGCUCUUGGCAGGACCACAAUUCUUCCAGGCUGAACUCGCUGCCCUCAGACAAUGGCUAUCCACGCUGCUCUUCCCUUCUGCCAUACACCCAAGAUGACUGCUCUUAUGGUUCAUACUCAGGUGUUCACACACGUACUCUUGUUGAUGAAGAAGAAGCGAGCUGUGAGAGAGAUGACGAUACACUGGAUGACGCAGAACCCUUGUCAUCUUCUGAACCCAGUGCCCUCACUCUGCUGGGUCAGGCCAUAAUGAGACAGAGCUACAUUAGCGCUCUCAUCAUAAUGAUGAUAUGGAGCAUCACUUACAAUUCAUGGUUCACAUUUGCUAUGUUGGUGUGGUCUUGUGUGAUUUGGAUGUCAAAGCGUCGACGGCAGUACACCAUGCUCAGUGCUCCAUUCCUUGCUGCCUAUUGUACCCUGCUGCUGGUGGCUGGGUUUAUUAGCUCUCUCUGUUUACAUCAUGACGAGCUUUUCCCGACUCUCCCGGAGAGAGUUUUAGUUGACUUUGAUCUUUAUGGCUAUAAGACACCCUGUCUGCAUCUUGGAGCAAAGACAAUUUACGCAUUUAAUUUCUGGAUGUUGCUGCGACAACAAUUGAUUGAAAGACAACAAGAACAGCUGCAGAAAGAGGAGAAUCUUCAGGAGGUCAAAAUUAAAACUGAUGAGGGUGAGCCAUCUAGGAUGGUGACUAUAUUAGGAGCAUUUAUUAAAGGCACUUUAGUAAAGUACUGGAUCCUCUGCUGCUGCUCCAUAUUCUUCAUCAUCAGCUUCUCUGGGAAAGUAGUCAUCUACAAAAUCCUCUACAUCUGCCUUUUUCUUUUCUGCGUUGUUCUCUACCAGGUGCAUUAUGAAGUAUGGCGCCGUAUUCUGAAGUACUUCUGGGCCAUAGUAGUUGGAUAUUCAAUGCUGGUGUUGAUCCUGAUUUAUAUGUACCAGUUUAAGACUGUUUCAAGCCUGUUUCGUCAGAUCAUAGGUAUAUCGGAAGAGGGGCUGCGGGACCUGGGCCUAGAGCAGUUUGACAUGGUGGAGUUGUUUGCACAGAUCUUGCUUCCUGCUGCCUUUCUACUGGCCUGCAUCCUACAGCUGCACUACUUCAAUAGUGACUUCCUCUCUCUCACCGACCUACAGAAUGUACCUGUGCGUAAUGGUGCAACCAGAGAAGAAGAACUGAGAGAGACACUGACCUUGAUAUCAGAUACGGUGAAAGAAAACAUUGAAAAAUUCCAGAAAAGGUUGGUCAAGGAGCAGCUAAGUGGAGAGGGAGAUGAUUUAUUGGACUCAUUAGUCAGUGAACAGAGUGAGGAUACAGAAAGAGAAGAACCAGUGGGAAACAAGUGGCUGUUAGUGGUGGACCGGAUAAGUGAGUUGAUGCUACAAAUUCUGCUGUGGUUGAAUAGAGGUCAGGAGUUUUGCUGGAGGUUGCUAGAGCUCCACAGCCUCAAACUUGUUGCUACAGGCAUCAUCUGGGUCAGCCUGAAAGAGGUUUCUUUGAUGAACUAUCUGUUUCUGGUGUUGUGGACAUUUGCUGUGCCAUAUUCAAGACUGCGACCGGUGGCCUCCGCCAUGUCCUCUGUGUGGGCCUGUGUGAUGGUUGUGUGCAAAAUGAUGUAUCAGCUCAAAUUCAUCAAACCAUCUGAGUAUUCGCUCAACUGCACUACUGACUUACAGGUCUCCAAUGGGAGCUGGUACAGUGGGAAUGUGGCUCACCUUUUACAGAAAUCAGUUUUAUAUGUGGAACCAGUGGACCCAGCUUUGUGGAUAGGGGGUCUAAGAAAAUGUGAGAAUUCCAUCCUGCCCUGCCUGUGGAAUCAUCUGUUAAUACUGGGCCUCCUCGUGUUUGAUGUGACUAUCCAUCGGCACCAGCUUUACCACCGUCUCCACAAUGACUUAAAGACCCCUUCAAAAGGUGCAAUUUUCCAAAAUGUGACUUGGCAACACCUGGACCAUGGUGUCCUGCCCUGCCUCAAGUACUUCUGCAAUUAUUUCUUCUACAAGUUUGGCCUUGAGAUGUCCUUUGUGGUGGCAGUGAACGUUAUAGGUCAGAGGAUGGACUUCUACGCUAUUCUGCACUCAUUCGCUCUGAUCGUAGUUUUGGGACGUCGCCGCAGGAAGGCCAUUGGGGAGAUGUGGCCUAAAUAUUGCUGUUUUACCGCCAGCCUUAUGGUGUUCCAGUACCUGCUCUGUAUUGGCUUGCCUCCUGCUCUCUGUACUGAUUAUCCCUGGAGGAAAUCUACACCGGCUUUCACCUCUAAUCUGAUAAAGUGGCUGUAUCUGCCAGACUUUGCCAUGCAGCCUAACCCCACUUUCCUCCUUUAUGACUUCUUGCUGCUGAUGGCAGCCUCUCUGCAGUGGCAGGUGUUUGAAGAUGAGAAUAAAGCCUCUGUGAGACUCUUGGCAGGGGAAAAUGUGGAGAUCAGCAGAAGCCUAAAUCCUCGGUCGCUUAAUCAAUACACUUCAGUUGGUAACUUCCUGCACUGCAGGUCAUAUCUUGACAUGGCGAAGGUUUUUGUUUUCAGUUACUUCUUCUGGUUGGUGUUGUGCCUUGUUUUUAUCACUGGCACCACUCGUAUUAACAUCUUCUGUCUGGGCUAUUUGGUGGCGUGCUUCUACUUCAUGCUGUUUGGAGACACUGUGUUGUUGCAGCCUGUAAGAUAUAUACUCAAACUAUGGGACUGCCUUAUCGCCUAUACCUCUGUGGUCAUUUGCCUGAAAAACUUGAUCUCACUGGGAUCCUGUGCUUAUCUGGACAGUUUACUGAAGAAUGGCUGUUGGCUUAUUCAAGCUUUCAGCAUGUUCUGCACUAUUAAAGGCUACGAUGUGCCUGAACCUGAUGAUGAGUGUGAGUUGCCAGCAGGAGAGGCUGGUAUUGUGUGGGAUGCGAUUUGUUUUGCUGCUCUGUUGGCUCAAAGGAGAAUAUUCCUCAGCUACUACUUUCUGUAUGUUGUAUCUGACCUUAGAAACUCAAAGAUCCUUGCUUCCAGGGGUGCAGAGCUGUUUGAAGCCAAGGUGAAGAAACGUGUGGCAGCUAGACUGGAGUUGGAGAAGAAAUCUGUGAAACUGCUGAAGAAACAGAUGGAGAAAAUCAAGUCAAAACAAAAGAGUCAACCAGCAAACGACCCUAAACCAAAAAGUGACACAGAGCCAAAAGGGGAGGGUGAAGAGGAGAAAUGGUGGAAGCCAUGGGUCUCUCGCCCUUCAGUCUGGGAUUCCUGUGGGUAUCGCCUCUUCGAAAGUGAUAGUGAGGAAGAGGAGUGUGGAGUGGAGGAGAAAAAAGAGGAAGAGUCUGUUCCAAAGAAGAAAUCUGCCCUUCAGUUGGCCUAUAAGGCUUGGGUAGCAGGAUCUAAGGCUGCACUCAGAGGUCAUGAGAGGGAGGAAGCUCGUCUUAGGAGAGUCGAGAGGAGGAGAGCCGAAAGAGAACUGCAAAGAGAGCAGGGCACAGAAAGAGCUGAGUCCAGUGAGGAUGAGUUGGAUGAGCCCAGCCCUGAACCAGAGGAAGAAGAGAAAGAACACAUUUACCAGCGGAUCUUUGACUUUCUGAGGUUUAGCUGGAUCUUCCUUCUGUCCCUCAUCGAUGACUUGACAGCAGGCUUGAACUUGUUCUGUAAGGACAACCUGGACAUUUCUAAGGUGCUGCACCUGGAGAGAGCACUGCUGAGCCAGCAGCAGAACAAGGGCAGGGAGGUCACCCAUGACAGUAUCCUUCAGUUCUACCAGACCUGUCUGUCCAGACAGAGCACACAGAUCUUGCUGGAUAAGGAGCUAGCUGUACCUUCCGCUUCACCACCACCAUUGCCUGCCACGCCUUGUGGCUAUGCAAAACUAAAAACUGUUAACUCUAAGCUGUCCUGGAGUAGCAGCAUUUCCAGCUGCCUGACUGAAGAGACCAUGUUGAUGUCACGUCAGCCUACUCAAGAUGACAUUGAUGAACCCUGUUCAGCUUCACUCAAAAUAGAUCAACACAUAUUUCAACCCACAGCUCAACAGCCAUGCCGGAAACUCCUGAAAUGUGCUAAUGUAGAUAUGACAUCAUUUGACCAAGAGAGUCAUCUGCCAGAUCAUGAAGAACCGUCUGCUGUAAGUAAAGAGGAUGAAGAGGCAGAAGAUGAAAUGGAUAGGGAAUGGGAAAACAAGGAAGAAGAAGAAAAUGAGGCAGAGGCGCAAGAAGACGAUCACUUGGAAAAGAAACAUGUCUUACUUAAGUCAUUGUCGUUGGACUCUUUGACCGCAGAGCCAAACAGGGAGAACAUUCCAGAACCUCAGGCACUUAGUCAGGAGACCAGGGCCCUCACUGCCAGCGAACUGCUGCUUAACAAUAUGUUUCAGAUCCCAGAAAUUGACGAGUCUGAUAAGUUCUACCAUUCCUUACCACGUCACCUGCAACUCAUCUUCGCCCUCUAUAACACCAUGGUCUCCAAGUCAGAGAUGCUCUGUUACUUCGUCAUCAUCCUUAACCAUAUGGUGUCUGCCUCUCUGCUCACACUCUUUCUUCCCAUCCUCAUCUUCCUAUGGGCAAUGUUGUCUGUGCCACGGCCAACCAAGCGAUUCUGGAUGACUGCUAUCAUCUACACUGAGCUUACUGUUGUAGUGAAGUACUUCUUCCAGUUUGGUUUCUUCCCAUGGACUACCUCUACAUAUCGUGGGAUUAAUGCAGAGCGUCCGUUCGCCCUACCCAACAUUGUGGGAGUGGAAAAGAAAGAUGGCUACGUUCUGUUUGACCUCAUCCAGCUGCUCGCUCUUUUCUUCCAUCGCUCCAUCCUCAAGUGUCAUGGACUCUGGGACAACAAAGAGGUGGAGAUGCCUGAUUUCUUUAAGAAGCUAAAGAAGAAAACAGAGAAGAAGAGGCAGAGCGGAGUGACAAGAAGAGAGCAUGGAGUGACAAGAAGACGAUUCCUCUUCCUUUCGCUCCAGACCUCCACUGCUUCUCUCUUUUGCAAGCAGAGGGGUGGCAAGAGUUCAGAUAGCCAUGAUAUUGAGCAGGUGAAGAAGAAUCACUCAAAGAAGAAGAAACAGCAACACAAAGUGCCUUUAUCCAGGAAAGAGCAGAUCAGACAGAGCAUCAGAGAGAGGCUACUGGAAGCUAAGGCUGCCAUUAUAGAAGUUGCUCUACACAUAUACUUACCCAUCAGGCAGUUCUUCUACGACAUCAUCCACCCUGAGUACAGCCCUGUGUGCGAUGUGUAUGCUCUGAUGUUCUUGAUAGAUGUUGUAAACUUCAUUAUCAUUAUCUUCGGAUACUGGGCUUUUGGGAAGCACAGUGCUGCAGCUGACAUCACUGAAUCCUUAUCAGAGGACCAAGUUCCUGAGGCCUUUCUGGUCAUGCUCCUCAUCCAGUUUGGCACCAUGGUUGUGGACCGUGCACUCUAUCUACGCAAAACCCUGCUGGGGAAGUGUGUGUUCCAGGUGGUUCUGGUGUUUGGCAUACACUUCUGGAUGUUCUUCAUUCUACCUGGAGUCACGGAAAGGAGGUUCAACAGAAACCAAGUUGCACAGAUAUGGUACUUCGUGAAGUGCAUCUAUUUUGGUCUGUCGGCUUACCAAAUCAAAUGUGGCUACCCCAACCGAGUCCUUGGCAACUUUCUUACAAAGAACUACAACUACCUCAACCUCUUUCUCUUCCAGGGGUUUCGGUUAGUCCCGUUUCUGACCGAGCUGCGGGCGGUGAUGGACUGGGUGUGGACAGAUACUACCCUCAGUCUGUCUAGCUGGAUCUGUGUGGAGGACAUCUAUGCCAACAUCUUCAUUCUCAAGUGUUGGAGAGAGUCUGAAAAGAAAUAUCCUCAUACUCCAGGACAGAAAAAGAAGAAGGUGGUGAAGUAUGGCAUGGGUGGUUUUAUCAUUUUUGCCCUCAUCUGCAUUGUGUGGUUUCCGCUGCUCUUCAUGUCAUUGGUCAAGUCAGUUGCUGGAGUAACCAACCAGCCAUUAGAUGUUUCCAUCCAGCUUAGCAUAGCAGGAUACGAGCCUUUGUUCACCAUGAGUGCCCAAGAACAAAAUCUGGUCCCUUAUUCCCAAUCUGCAUACCAUAAAUUGACUAACGUUUAUGCCACCCACCCGUCUGCAAUGCAAUUCAUAGUAAACUACAUGGCAGAGGACAUAGUGAUAGCGAAGGUUAAAAGUGAUGCUAGUUUGCUGUGGAGCAUUAGCCCUGCCAGCCGAGAAGCCAUGAUUCAGGAACUCAGCAAUUCCUCACAUAUUUAUGUCACACUACGCUGGACCUUACUGAGAAAUACAUCCCUGGUGAUGAAUCCAGAGACAGCUGGUGAACGCACAGUAAAGUAUGAGGACAAAGAGCUGAAAGACAGUCUGGUACGGAUGCUCCAAGGAACACGUAGCGAGUCAGUGAUCAUUGACAAACUGCUGCCUAAAUAUAUCAGAGGACCUUCUGGGCCAGAGGCUAAAAUGGCACAUCGACUUAUUAUUGAACAUUUCAGUCGACCAGAGGAUCUUCAUUUAGCUUUCUUCCGUCCACUGUCCAUCAAACUGCAACAAGCCAGUGGGAGUGUAGUGGGCAGAGGGCCUCAGUGGUGGGUGGUGGAGGAGUGCACUCCAGGACCUCCACCAGUGAGGUGCCAGAACAUUGAGAUUGUCGUCUUUAAUGACAAAGUCAGUCCAUCCAGCCUGGGCUUCUUAGCUGGAUAUGGUAUCAUGGGGCUGUACAUGUCAGUGGUGCUGGUGAUUGGUAAGUUUGUGCGAGAAUUCUUUAAUGGAAUAUCCCGCUCCAUCAUGUUUGAGGAGCUGCCGAAUGUGGACCGGGUGCUGAAACUGUGCACUGACAUCUUUGUCGUCCGGGAAGCUGGUGAGAUGGAGUUGGAGGAACAGCUGUUUGAGAAACUCAUCUUCUUAUACCGCUCGCCUGAAACUAUGAUCAAAAUGACACGGGAGAAGAAAAAUGACUGAACACUUUACCACAAUUUUUCUAAUUUACAGCCUUCCCAUCUGAAACAUCUCAGCAAUUGACUGUCCCUUCUCAGAGCUUAUCUGACCAUUUCUUGACAAGUAAUUGGUGAAGCUGAUUAUAGA
Molecule: messenger RNA, 8239 nt
Organism: Pygocentrus nattereri (red-bellied piranha)
Lineage: Eukaryota; Metazoa; Chordata; Actinopteri; Characiformes; Serrasalmidae
Product: piezo-type mechanosensitive ion channel component 2
Exons: 54
Coding region: 50-8116 (2688 amino acids)
Source: RefSeq, a predicted model, not a curated record